Molecule: messenger RNA, 176 nt
Organism: Entrophospora candida
Lineage: Eukaryota; Fungi; Glomeromycota; Glomeromycetes; Entrophosporales; Entrophosporaceae
Source: the annotation of a GenBank genome assembly
AUGACUACCCAGAGUGAACAUAUCACGCCUAUUGUUCCCGCAUUGUCCAAUAUACCAACUGUGGAAAACCAAAAUUUUGAAGAAACUAUCGAUCACGCACCGGCAGAAGCACCACUUUCUCGACCAGAGAGCCCAGAAAAUUUCGAGCCAGAGAUAGAAGAGGAAAAUAAUGGGGC